Molecule: messenger RNA, 2142 nt
Organism: Galendromus occidentalis (western predatory mite)
Lineage: Eukaryota; Metazoa; Arthropoda; Arachnida; Mesostigmata; Phytoseiidae
Gene: sky
Product: GTPase-activating protein skywalker
Exons: 11
Coding region: 122-1831 (569 amino acids)
Source: RefSeq, a predicted model, not a curated record
GAAGUGCAAUGAUGGGGAACGGACCGCCGGGGACUCGCUGUGGGUUUUCGAGCCUCUCUCGAGUUUCAGAUGCGAAAUGAGCUCCCUUGAAAUUGAGAGACCCCCGUGAAAAUUGGAGGCCAUGCAGCAGGACAACGUCAGUGACACAGGAGCGUCCCUGGACUCCGGCGUCUGCCAGUCGAUUGAACAACUGGAAAACUAUCUCAAGUCAGAUAAAACGAAGAAUGCAAAGAAGUUCCUUCGGACAGCGAGAAUCGGUUCAGGCUCUCCCUUCCGACGGCGAUUCUGGACGGAAAUUUGCAAAUAUCACUCAAAGAUUCCCCAGAGUGAUUCCUUCUAUGACAACAGAGCCGGGAACGAUGGUAUGGCAUCCCUCAAAUCGCUACCAAAGUUCAUCGAUCCGGCUUUUGCGGACGAUUUUUGGCUACAGGAAGAAGGGAUUUCGCGCUUAUAUCGUAUAAUCAAUACAGUCGGUAUAUCCUAUACACAUGUCAUCUACGCACCCCUACUCUACCCGGUGACUGCUGUACUUCUCCAUUUCUUGCCUCACCAGGAAGCUUACAAGGCUGUCUGUUCCCUGAUGGAUAACAAUCGCGUCCAUCAUCUCGACCAAACGCCCAACAUGUACAGCCGGACAUCGAUGACCUUCCAGAAACUAUCCCGGAAGGUCUCACCGAAAACUUAUAGAUGGAUCGAAAACUCACUUUCAACCAAAGAAGAUGAGAUUGUGCAAUUUUUCCUCACCUGGCCCUUGUGGAUAUUCCGAGGUCUGCCAUUGAAAUACAUCAUACGGGUUUUCGACAACUUUUUGCUCGAGGGGACGCGAGCGCUUUAUCGAAGUUCGUUACUGAUCUUGAUUUUGUACUCGCAAUUCGGCGAUGGCAUUGCGAACUCGAGCACUCCAAAAUUUGGAAUCGGAAACAACUUUUCGCCGAGUCGGAGCAUGCGAACCCGAAGGAGUUUCACAGAACGACUGCGCAGAUCUUUCCGUAGAUCUAUCCGAGCAACCCCCAAAGUGAAGCGCAAGUUCGAAAUGGCACCUCUGCUGCUGGAUGGAUUGGUUGCGUUCGUUCGUAAUAGUCUACCAUCACUGUUGUCCGAGGAAGAAUUCAUAGAGAAAGCUUACUCUAUCCGAGGAUUUUCGUCUCGCUUGCUGUCAAAGCUCGCAUCGUCCCUCAGCAUACCAGCGAUAUCCAACCUUGCGUCACGGCUGCCGCUGGACAUAUCUACAUCUAAGGAAAUCGUCGUGAAGCAGAUCACGCUCAACACAUUGGAUGUAUCUGUACUCUACUUCGUGUCCGAAAUCCAGUCCUCCAUUGCGAAUCAGUUCCAGUUGGAGCAAUUGUGGUCUCAUCUGCCUGACCGAUACACAGUUGUCAAGCCUUACAUUGUAUUCACAUCGAACGAACAUGGCACAUCUUUACGGAAUUUCUUCCACAUGGUCGAUGCCGUCGAACCUCUGGUCAUACUCGUGAAAACUUCGGAGGCGGAUGUUUUCGGCGCGUUCUGCUCCGUAGCGUGGGGAUCUCGGAAGAAAGGGCAAAAAUUCUUCGGGACGGGAGAAACGUUCGUCUUCUCUUUCGGAAAGAGUGAAACAUUGAAAGUCUACAAGUGGGUCGGUUAUGGCGCCCCUUGUGAUACGGAAAUCUCAGCCGGACAGCAGUUGUUCCAAUGUUCGGUCGACGGCCUCGAUAUAGGAUGCGGUGCUCUACACAUACCGCUCGACAUGAAUACGGGACGGAGCGAUCGCUCAUCAACAUUCGACAAUGAGCCGCUGGCGAGCAGCAGGGAUUUCAAAGUGAUCGCCUUUGAAGCGAUAGCAUUCGAGUGAUCAUUCCAGAAUGAUCACUCGUGCCUAAAAGAUCUCUGGAUAUGAUAGCCUUGAAGACCGAUAGAACAGCAAGGCGGAAUUUACAUUUUUUUCUACAUUAAGCAUGCUGAACAAGCCCGAAAUCGGCUUGUUCGUUCUCGUUCGUACUCACUGUGAUUCGUUUCGUGUCGGCGCGGGGAGGGGAGCCCAGCGGAUCGAAGUCGAGCGCAAUAGUCUCUGCCGACUGGCGAAGUUUUUUCGAUAUCGAUCAAUCAUCUGACUACUCGCAUGUGAGAAGUGUUCGACCACGGUCAAUGGCACUUCCAGAGUCU